Cyanidioschyzon merolae strain 10D is the source of this 1539-nucleotide messenger RNA. Its product is annotated as probable ferredoxin--NADP reductase. NCBI's taxonomy places the organism in Eukaryota, Rhodophyta, Bangiophyceae, Cyanidiales, Cyanidiaceae. The transcript has a single exon. Bases 1 to 1539 code for a protein of 512 amino acids. Gene Ontology annotation, molecular function: oxidoreductase activity. The record is from RefSeq and is a predicted model, not a curated record.
AUGCGUGUGGGUGUCGUUGGCGCGGGACCUGCCGGCUUCUAUACUGUCCAGUCUCUGUUGCGACACGCGGAACUUCAGCAUAGGUUGCGACGUAUAGACGUGUUUGAAUCACUACCGGUACCGUUUGGACUCGUGCGGUACGGGGUUGCACCUGAUCACCCCGAGGUUAAGCGUGUCACCAACUCUUGGACCCAGCUCAUGGAUCGCUACCGAGCGAUCGUCCGCUUUUACGGAAACGUUCACGUCAAUGGAAGGCUCUCACUCGACCUUCUAAAGAAGCGAUACGCCGACGGGGUCCAAGGCGCUGGCUUAUUUCUCUGCAUGGGUGCUCAGGGUGGCGAUCGGAAACUCGGUAUUCCUGGCGAGACACCAUGUAUAGAGAGUGCACGGGCAUUUGUCGCUUGGUAUAAUGGUCACCCGGACUAUGCUGACCGGGUAUUUCUGUCCCAACGCGACGGUUGUGUUGCUGGCGGUGGCGAGGCAGUCAUCAUUGGGAACGGGAACGUUGCCCUGGAUGUUGCGCGAAUGCUGCUGCAAGCACCUGCGCGGCUGCACGUGACGGACUGCAAUCCAGUCGCUGUUGACGCACUGGCUGCCUUUGGCGCGCAAACGCUUCACAUUAUCGGACGCCGCGAUGCAUCCAAUGCCAGCUGGACAGCGAGGGAGCUUCGCGAGUUGAUGACACUCGCGCCUGAUCUCAAGUUCAUCGUCCACGAGGCGAUGCGUUGGGCACCGACGCCACCGGGCCUGCAGCCUGCGCAACCUUCGCGCACACAACGGCGCGCGCUGGAAGUCCUGCGGCGGUAUGCCGGCUCGGCUGUGAUCGACGAGGUUGGAACGCGUGCGCAGGUGACCCCAAGAACGAUCCAUUUUUGGUUCGGAUUGAGUCCGGUUCGGGCUUUGCUGGGCGACGACCAGAGGGUGCAUCUCAUUUGCGCCCCGAAUGAGCUUUUCUACGACUCGCUUGGCCAAGUUCAGUGCCGCACGAUACAGGAUGCAGAGCCGGUGCGGAUUACAGCGUCUGCUGGGGCAGUCUUUCGCAGUAUUGGGUACGUUGUGAGUGCGCCUUGGGGCUUGCCUCUGGAUUCGAAUCAGAACUGUAUCCGGAAUAAUGCUGGGCGAGUUGUUGGCCUCGAGGAUGCAGUUUACGUUGCGGGCUGGCUGAAGCACGGUCCACGCGGAGUCAUUGCGAACACGCUGGUCGAUGCGCAAGAGACUGUCGCGCAGUUCGUCUCUGAUCUACGUCAAGCUGAGCGAGCCACGCAAGCGAGAGCGGAUGGCUCACGCACCCAUGAGCCUGAGGUCGAGGAUCUUUUGAAGCAGGCCGGUCACUCGUUCGUCGACUGGGACGGUUGGUUACGCAUUGACGCCGAGGAGCAACAUCGCGGUCGCCUCUGCGGUGCUGAUCGCCGAAAAAUUCUAACGCGCUCCGAUAUGCUGCGUCUGGCUGGCGGGGCCAGCGUCGCGGAUUACCAGCAAAACUCCGGGGAAGGGUUAGGGAACCGUUCUCAUCGCACUCCGGCUGAUGUUGCAUUCUAG